AUGCCAAGCUCCCAAGGCGCAUAUCGCGCCUUUCCCGGCUCGUCCGCUUUCUCGGACUUUCGUCUGCAAAGAUUGCAAGCUGCGAUCGGAGCUACGGAUCUGCAAUCGAUAUGGGUGCAUUACGUCUCUUCCGAGGAGCAAUUGCUGGAUGAGGAAACUUCCAUCUUGGAUCAGCUACUUGAGUAUGGAAGCUAUCCAGGGUCGAAGAAUGAACUGUACAGCACCCUUCUGAAGGCAGUGAUUAAUGGCCACCUGCCGGAAGAUGAAACGACCAAGAUCUUCUUCAUCAGUCCACGUCCUGGUUCAAUCUCACCUUGGAGCUCAAAAGCGACGAGUAUUGCUCACGUCUGCGGCCUCGAGAAGGUGGUCAAUCGAAUCGAAAGAGGUCUUGUGAUCGUCGCCAAAUUCAAUGAGCCACUGGGAGAUGGAACGAUUCCUAAUCAGGAUUCGUUGUAUGAUCGCAUGACGGAGACCAUCAGCUCCCAACCUCCCGAUCUGAAUGCAAUGUUCGCUCAGAGUGCGCCCGCYCCACUGCAAGAGGUGUCUCUCCUGCAACAUAGCAAAGGCCCGAGAGUUGCGCUUGAAGAGGCCAACCGUACAUUGGGCCUCGCACUCGAUAGCCCGGAAAUGGACUAUUUGAUCGAUGCGUAUACAAACACAUUGAAGCGCAAUCCCACAGAUGUGGAGCUGUUCAUGUUUGCCCAGGUCAAUUCGGAGCACUGUAGGCACAAGCAAUUCAAUGCGACUUGGACGAUUGAUGAACAAGUCAAGGAUCGCAGUCUGUUCCAGAUGAUCAGGAACACAAACGAGAAGCAUGGUCAGGGAGUCAUCUCGGCGUAUAGUGACAAUGCUGCGGUCCUGCGAGGUAGCUUUGGAGGACACUGGGCACCAGAGAACGCGAGUGGGGAGUGGAAACUGACGAAGGAGGAUGUGCCUUACCUCAUCAAGGUUGAGACACACAACCACCCAACUGCCGUCUCUCCAUACCCUGGAGCGGCUACUGGAUCUGGAGGUGAGAUUCGGGACGAAGGUGCCGUUGGAACGGGCUCGAAGCCGAAGGCUGGGUUGACAGGCUUCAGCGUGUCUGAUCUAUUGAUUCCUGGCCACACACAGCCUUGGGAGCUGGAUAUCGGAAAGCCAGCUCAUUUGGCAAGCAGUCUUGACAUUAUGCUCGAGGCACCCAUCGGAAGUGCUGCAUUCAAUAACGAAUUCGGAAGACCAUGCACUACCGGGUACUUUAGGACCUUCUCGAUGGACGUCUCCCAGGAUGAGACAAAGCCCGAGGUCAGAGGCUAUCAUAAGCCUAUCAUGAUUGCUGGUGGUGUCGGUACCGUUCGUCCGCAGCACGCCAUCAAGAAGAAGGAAAAGGUCAGCACCGGAGCACAUCUGAUCGUUCUGGGUGGGCCAGCAAUGCUCAUUGGACUUGGCGGUGGCGCGGCUUCAAGCAUUUCCUCCGGUGAAGGAAGUGUUGAUCUUGACUUUGCCAGUGUGCAAAGAGGCAAUGCCGAAGUCCAGAGACGAGCGCAAGAAGUCAUCAACACCUGCACAUCACUAGGCGCCGACAGCCCGAUCGAAUUUAUCCACGACGUUGGGGCCGGUGGUUUGUCCAAUGCUUUACCUGAGUUGGUGCACGAUGCAGGCUUUGGGGCUACCUUCCAAUUGAGAGAGAUUGACAAUGCUGAUCCGAGCUUAAGCCCACUACAAAUCUGGUGCUGCGAAGCCCAGGAACGCUAUGUCAUGGCCAUCGCUCCCACUCGAUUGGAAGAUUUUAAGAAGAUCGCCAGACGUGAGCGCUGUGGCUUCUCAGUUGUUGGAAAAGCGGAACGAGAGCAGCAUAUAGUACUCGAGGACAGUAGCUCAAAGGAUGGCCAGAAGCCUAUCGAUCUACCAAUGGGGACUUUGUUCGGCCAGGUGCCCAAGACGCGGAAGACGGACGUCACUCGGAGGCUUCAGCUGCCAAACUUCGACAGCAGUCUUUCAACCUACCUCCCUGAUGUUCCAAAGGAUGCAGUACUGGGUCAUGCCAUUGAUCGGGUACUGUCUCUUCCUGCUGUGGGCUCCAAGUCAUUUCUCAUUACCAUUGCCGACCGCACUGUUGGUGGACUUACUGUCAGGGAUCAAAUGGUUGGCCCUUGGCAAACUCCAGUUGCGGACGUAUCAGUCACUGCUACGUCUUUGACACCAGGCAUAACCACAGGUGAGGCCAUGGCUAUGGGCGAGAAACCCACUCUGGCUCUCAUCUCACCAGCGGCGUCAGCUCGCAUGGCCGUAGCUGAGUCACUGCUCAACAUCGCCGCUGCCAGUCUGCCCAAUCGUCUAAGCCGCGUCAGACUUUCUGCCAAUUGGAUGGCGGCAAGUAGCCAUCCGGGCGAGGGAGCUGCUCUUUACGAAGCUGUUGAGGCAAUUGGGAUGCAGCUCUGUCCAGAGUUGGGUAUUAGCAUCCCUGUCGGCAAAGACUCCAUGUCCAUGAAGACUAAAUGGGAGGACAAAGAGGUCACUGCGCCCCUCUCUCUGGUCAUCUCCGCCUUUGCACCCGUCAACGAUCUCUCCAGUACUUGGACACCUGCAUUGAGACGCCCAGAGGAAGUCGGAGAGACUCUGCUAAUGUUUGUCGAUCUUGCUGGUGGCAGGAAGGCGUUGGGUGGCUCGGCUCUUGCACAGUGCUUCGGUAAAGUGGGCAACGUCGCACCCGAUGUGCACGAUGUCGACCAUAUCAAGGACUUUUUCCACGCCGUUGAACAAUUGCACGAAUCUGACAUUGUGCUCGCCUACCACGACCGCUCUGAUGGUGGUCUGUUCACAACUUUGGUGGAGAUGAUGUUCGCUGGUCGAUGUGGUCUAGACUUGAUGCUCGAUCGCAUUGUAAAGUCUGGCAGACCGCAAGACGUCAUCGAGACUCUCUUCAAUGAGGAGCUGGGUGCUGUCUUCCAGAUCCGGAAGAAGCAUGAGAAUAUUUUCCGCGGCGUCUUUGCGCCAAUGAGUCCAAUCACCAUUGCCAGUGUCCCCAAGGCAUCGAAGCAGGAGCUUUCAAUUCACUAUGGCGCAGGGUGCAUUUACAGAGCUUCGCGGAAAGAGCUGCAACAGAAGUGGUCGCACACUUCCUGGGCUAUGCAGAGACUGCGGGACAACCCUGACUGUGCUGAUGCGGAGAAGAAGAAUAUCGAGGACGACAACAACCCUGGUCUGCAGUACAAGCUCACUUACAAGCCGGAGGAGAACAUCAUGCCCUUGCUCUCCACCCUGACAUCUCAGAUCAAAGCGAAGCCUCGCGUUGCGAUCCUCCGCGAGCAAGGUGUCAACGGACAGGCGGAGAUGGCUUUCGCGUUCUCCGUCGCCGGGUUCAGCCCGAUCGAUGUGCRCAUGACCGACAUCAUCUCUGGCCGCUUCUCAUUGGAGUCUUGUGUUGGUCUCGCCGCUUGUGGUGGUUUCAGUUACGGUGAUGUUCUCGGAGCUGGCCAAGGCUGGGCCAAGAGUGUGUUGCUACACGACGAGGCACGAAACAACUUCAAGAGCUUCUUCGAGCGCAAGGACACAUUCGCUCUUGGCGUCUGCAACGGAUGUCAAUUCCUGUCACGUCUCACGGAGAUCAUUCCCGGAGCGGAGACUUGGCCAACAUUCGAGCGCAACCUCAGCGAACAGUACGAGGCGCGCGUGUGUAUGGUCAAGAUUGAAGAUUCGCAAUCUCAGCCUCCAAGUGUCUUCCUGCAUGGGAUGAGCGGAAGCUAUCUGCCUAUUGUAAYAGCGCACGGAGAGGGUCGAGCCAACUUCUCUCGCACGGGAAGCUCUUCGGAGCAGUCUUUGGCCGAUCAGGGGCUGGUUUCCAUGCGCUACGUGGACAACUAUCUUCAGCCUACGACGCAAUAUCCGUACAACCCCAACGGUAGUCCAUCGGGGAUCACUGCUGUGAGGACGCCCGACGGUAGAGUCCUGGCUAUGAUGCCGCAUCCGGAGCGUACAGUGCUCAAGCAGGUCGCGAGCUAUUUGCCACAGGAGCAGGCGAAGGAAUGGGGUGAGUUUGGACCUUGGACUAGAAUGUUCAAGAGUGCCAGACGGUGGGUGGGAUAG
Ramularia collo-cygni is the source of this 4065-nucleotide messenger RNA. Its product is annotated as probable phosphoribosylformylglycinamidine synthase. Gene Ontology annotation, molecular function: phosphoribosylformylglycinamidine synthase activity. The transcript has a single exon. NCBI's taxonomy places the organism in Eukaryota, Fungi, Ascomycota, Dothideomycetes, Mycosphaerellales, Mycosphaerellaceae. The record is from RefSeq and is a predicted model, not a curated record. Gene Ontology annotation, biological process: 'de novo' IMP biosynthetic process. The coding region runs from base 1 to 4065 and encodes 1354 amino acids.